UCAGCCUUCAGAGCUGCAGCAGCUGUUUGCUGUUGGUGUGUUUGUCCGCUGGGGGGCGUCCUGCCGCCAUGUCUGCUGCUUUAACUCAGCAGCUUCUUUCUCUGCUUGGCUGCGUGAUGAAGCUCAUUAACUUCAUCUAUGACUCUGUCGCUCCUGCCGCGUCUCAUGUGUCUGUCAGCAGCUUGGACGCACUUUUCCUUCCUCACCGGGAUAAUACUGUCGCUGCUCUGUGACCGGGGAACUUGAUGAGAUCCUCGGACCCUCAUCAGCUUGAACUCGGCUGGUGUGAUGAGCCUGGGAGCCUCCCGUGUUUCCUGUGACGCAGGACAGCCGCGCCGUGCCGCGCCGCGCCGCAACGCGCACUUCGGAGCGAACAAAACGCGCCUUUGACUCCGGUCCUGUGGAACCAGCUGCCUCUGAUGUGAGCGUGUAUUCAUGUGGUGAGCAGUCCGGCACACUGAUCUGAGAGCGGCCAGGACUGUCUGUGAGAGGAGAGGAGAGGGACCCGAACCGACACCUGCAGGUGAUCCAGUAGAAACCUGCCGUUCAGAGGAAUUUACCGCUUCAGUCAGGACCAGGAGCCGCUCUGCUCUGUAGCUGCAGGAACAGAAAAAAAGUGGAAUUUUGGAUUUAAUGUUUUUGGUGGAUGGAUGCUGAUGAUCGAGUCCCUGCGGAGGAAUUUAUCAGAAAAUCUUUAUGUGAUGAGACAAACAGCUGGAGACAGAAAACAUCUGUCUGACCUGUGACACUGACAGAGGAAACACCUGCUCCUGCUGCGGAGAGAAAAGGUUUCUGGAAGAAUGUGAAACUGGAGCUGCUUAGACCUUGAAGUUGCGCCUCCUCUGCUGCCUUCGACAAGUAUGUCCGACACAGGAACCUGUGCUGCAGGAAAACAUCAGGGUCAGUGUUUGUAGGUGGGACCGCCCGCCGUGGUCGACCCUACCCUGGGUAACGGGGGACUCCAUGGUCUGGCUCAUCUCGUUCUCGCCAAACCGUCAGUGCUGCUGCUACAACCACCUGCCUGUUGAUAUAUCACGGCUUCCUUUCCCUGCAGCUCAACUCACUGCAAAAUGGCGAGGGGUUUGAAGCCCCCGACUGUCACUGGCCACUGUUUCCUCUCUUUGCUGAUGCUUAAGAGCUGCUGGCUGCUAGGCUCCAGCUCCCAGAAGCCCGCUGUGUUGGCGGACUCCCAGCAGCCCCAGCAGGAGUACGCCCACUCUAUCCGGCUGGAUGGUGACAUUAUUCUGGGCGGCCUGUUCCCCGUGCAUGCCCGCGGCGAGAGGGGAGUGCCCUGUGGCGAGCUGAAGAAGGAGAAGGGGAUCCAUCGGCUGGAGGCCAUGCUGUUCGCCAUUGACCUCAUCAACAAAGACCCGGACCUGCUGCCCAACGUGACGCUCGGGGCGCGCAUCCUGGACACGUGUUCACGCGAUACCUACGCCCUGGAGCAGUCGCUCACCUUCGUCCAGGCACUCAUCGAGAGGGACGGCUCCGAUGUCCGCUGCGCUAAUGGCGAUCCACCCAUCUUCGCCAAGCCAGAUAAGGUGGUGGGCGUCAUCGGAGCGUCGGCCAGCUCCGUGUCAAUCAUGGUGGCCAACAUCCUGCGACUGUUCAAGAUUCCUCAGAUCAGCUACGCCUCGACGGCUCCGGAGCUCAGCGACAACGCACGCUACGACUUCUUCUCCCGCGUGGUUCCUCCGGACUCCUACCAGGCUCAGGCCAUGCUGGACAUCGUCACGGCGAUGGGCUGGAACUACGUCUCCACGCUCGCCUCGGAGGGAAACUACGGCGAGAGCGGCGUGGAGGCCUUCGUCCAGAUCUCCAGAGAGUCAGGCGGAGUGUGUAUCGCUCAGUCUCUGAAGAUUCCUCGAGAGCCGAGACCCGGCGAGUUCGACAAGAUCAUCCUCCGUCUGCUGGAGAUGCCCAACGCCCGCGCCGUCAUCAUGUUCGCCAACGAGGACGACAUCCGACGAAUCCUGGAUGCGGCAAAACGCAACAACCUGACGGGUCACUUCCUGUGGGUGGGCUCUGACAGCUGGGGCUCUAAGAUCUCUCCCGUGGUCCUGCAGGAGCGAGUGGCCGAAGGCGCCGUCACCAUCCUCCCCAAGAGGGCGUCCGUGGACGCGUUCGACCGUUACUUCAAGAGCCGCUCGCUGUCCAACAACCGCAGGAACGUCUGGUUCGCUGAGUUCUGGGAGGAAAACUUUGGCUGUAAACUGGGGAUGCACGGCAAGAGGCCCGGCAGCCCCAAGAAAUGCACAGGUCUGGAGAAAGUCAGCCGUGACUCCACGUACGAGCAGGAAGGGAAGGUUCAGUUCGUGAUGGACGCCGUGUACGCCAUGGCCCACGCUCUGCACCACAUGCACCGCGAGCUCUGCGCCGGUUACCCCGGCCUUUGCCCGCGCAUGGCCAACAUCGACGGCAAGGAGCUGCUGGCGCACAUCCGCGCUGUCAGCUUCAACGGAAGUGCGGGGACUCCGGUCAUCUUUAACGAGAACGGCGACGCUCCCGGACGCUACGACAUCUUCCAGUAUCAGAUCAACAACAGGUCGACGGCAGAGUACAAGGUCAUCGGACACUGGACCAAUCAGCUGCAUCUAAACAUGGAGGCCCUGCAGUGGACGACGGGCGACUCCUCCCUGCCGGCCUCGGUGUGCAGCCUGCCCUGUCGAACCGGCGAGAGGAAGAAGGUGGUGAAGGGCGUCCCGUGCUGCUGGCACUGCGAGCGCUGCGAGGGAUACCACGUCCAGGCCAGCGAGUUCAGCUGCGAGCUCUGCCCCUACGAGAAGAGACCCAACCACAACCGCACCGGCUGCCAGCCCAUCCCCAUCAUCAAGCUGGAGUGGCACUCGCCCUGGGCGCUGGUGCCCGUCUUCAUCUCUGUUUUGGGCAUCAUCGCCACCACGUUUGUCAUCGUCACCUUCGUCCGCUUCAAUGACACGCCAAUCGUGCGUGCCUCGGGGCGGGAGAUGAGCUACGUGCUGCUGACGGGUAUAUUCCUGUGCUACAUCAUCACCUUCCCGAUGAUCGCCGCGCCCGAUGUUGUCAUCUGCUCCUUCCGCCGCAUCUUCCUGGGCCUCGGGAUGUGCUUCAGCUACGCCGCGCUGCUCACCAAGACGAACCGCAUCCACCGCAUCUUCGAACAGGGCAAGAAGGCCGUGACGGCGCCACGCUUCAUUUCCCCGGCCUCCCAGCUCGUCAUUACCUUCUCACUCAUCUCAGUUCAGCUGCUGGGCGUCCUGGUGUGGUUCGCCGCCGACCCCCCGCACACCUUCGUGGAUUACGGCGAGCAACGCACGCAGGAUCCCGAGAACGCUCGCGGCGUCCUCAAGUGUGACAUCUCCGACCUGUCGCUCAUCUGCUCGCUGGGCUACAGCAUCCUCUUGAUGGUCACAUGUACUGUUUACGCCAUCAAGACGCGCGGCGUGCCAGAGACAUUCAACGAGGCCAAACCCAUUGGAUUUACUAUGUACACGACCUGCAUCAUCUGGCUCGCCUUCAUCCCCAUCUUCUUCGGGACGGCUCAGUCGGCGGAGCGGAUGUACAUCCAGACUGCCACGCUGACCGUCUCCCUCAGCCUCAGCGCCUCCGUCUCUCUGGGCAUGCUCUACAUGCCGAAGGUCUACAUCAUCAUCUUUCACCCGGAGCAGAACGUCCCCAAACGCAAACGCAGCUUCAAGGCCAUCGUCACGGCCGCCACCAUGACCAGCAAGCUGUCGCAGCUGGCGGCCGAGAGGCCCAACGGCGAGGUGAAGACGGAGCUGUGCGAGGGCGUGGAGGCCACCGUUCCGCCGACAAAAACCACCUACGUCAGCUACACCAACCACGCCAUAUGAAGAAACGACACCUCCGACACGAGGACGUAGGACGAGGACCGGGACAUUUUAAAAAAAAAAGCAGAUCUCAUGUCAGGCUCAGAGGAGACGUCACCGGAGCCCGAGACAGAGACGAGGAGCUCUGAACUAUCUGAAGGAUCAUCGAGACGUCUGACAAACUGAACCAACACAUCCGUGGUGUUUUUAUGCUUAUAGACGGCGAGGAACGGAGCCGGAACGGCACCGAAAAACCUGAAGGAUCACAAUUAAAAACCAUUUGAGACCCAGAAGAAGAAGAAGCAGGAGGAUGCUAAUGUGAAAGACAAAAAAAAAAAAACCUAAAAAAUUAAAGUCUUAAAAAAAGAAAUACAAAAAAAUAAAUGGUGGGGACCAACCAUAUUUGUUGUUAUUCUAAUUGUACAUACAAAAAAAACCAAAAAAAACAAUUUGUUGUUGUGAAAAUUUCUGAUUCUUGUCUCAUGUCGUCCGUCCGUCGACCUGCAUUAUGAGAUGAGUCCGUCGCUGUCUUUGGCUAACUGAAUGGUAGCUUUUGGUUGUGAAAUGUUUAAAUGCUAUGGUUGAAUUGACGCAUGCCUGUUUUUAUACAAAUGAUCUAUUUAUAAUAAAGGAAUGUUUCACAA
This is a messenger RNA of Thunnus maccoyii (southern bluefin tuna), 4453 nucleotides long. It is a transcript of the gene grm8b, whose product is annotated as glutamate receptor, metabotropic 8b. The record is from RefSeq and is a predicted model, not a curated record. Lineage: Eukaryota; Metazoa; Chordata; Actinopteri; Scombriformes; Scombridae. The transcript is spliced from 11 exons. Bases 1071 to 3833 code for a protein of 920 amino acids. Gene Ontology annotation, molecular function: group III metabotropic glutamate receptor activity. Gene Ontology annotation, biological process: regulation of synaptic transmission, glutamatergic; G protein-coupled glutamate receptor signaling pathway. Gene Ontology annotation, cellular component: membrane.